This is a messenger RNA of Rotaria sp. Silwood1, 492 nucleotides long. NCBI's taxonomy places the organism in Eukaryota, Metazoa, Rotifera, Eurotatoria, Philodinida, Philodinidae. The record is from the annotation of a GenBank genome assembly.
AUGGCUGGACAUAAAAUAAAAUUACAAUCGAAUGAUGGCGAUAUAUUUGAUGUUGAACUUGAAAUUGCUAAUCAAGCAAUAACAAUAAAGACAAUGUUAGAAGAUCUUGGUAUGGGUGAAGAAGGAGAAGUGAUACCGUUACCGAAUGUUAGUUCAGCUAUUCUAAAAAAAGUUAUUCAAUGGGCAACACAUCAUAAAGGUGAUCCACCACUACCAGAAGAUGAUGAAAAUGGUGAAAAAAAUACAAAUGAUAUAUCAUUAUGGGAUCAAGAGUUUCUAAAAGUUGAUCAAGGAACACUUUUUGAACUUAUUUUGGCUGCCAAUUAUUUAGAUAUAAAAGGCUUACUAGAUGUAACAUGUAAAUCAGUUGCAAAUAUGAUAAAAGGAAAAACACCGGAAGAAAUUCGACGAACAUUUAAUAUUAAAAAUGAUUUUACACCACAAGAAGAAGAACAAAUCAAAAAAGAAAAUGAAUGGUGCGAAGACAAAUAG